This is a messenger RNA of Alligator mississippiensis (American alligator), 565 nucleotides long. It is a transcript of the gene NDUFA12, whose product is annotated as NADH:ubiquinone oxidoreductase subunit A12. NCBI's taxonomy places the organism in Eukaryota, Metazoa, Chordata, Crocodylia, Alligatoridae. Bases 43 to 483 code for a protein of 146 amino acids. The record is from RefSeq and is a predicted model, not a curated record. The transcript has 4 exons. Gene Ontology annotation, cellular component: membrane. Gene Ontology annotation, biological process: mitochondrial respiratory chain complex I assembly; response to oxidative stress.
GGGGCGGAAGUGCUCCCGAGCGCUGGGCCAGGACGGGCGGUCAUGGCCGUGUACGUGCGGGUGCUGCGGAACGCGUUGCGGCAGCUCGGCGGGCACGGCGGUCUCCGCGGCGCCAUAUGGAAGGUGUUAAGGGUCAGUGAUUUGAAGAUUGGUACGCUAAUCGGUGUUGACAGAUAUGGAAACAAAUACUUUGAAGACAAAAGGUAUUUUUUUGGUCGACACAGAUGGGUUGAGUAUACUACUGAAAUGAAUGGCAAAAAUACAUACUGGGAUUUGGAUGCAAGCAUGGUGCCACCGGAAUGGCAUCGCUGGCUUCACUCCAUGACUGAUGACCCUCCAACAACUCAUCCACCAGUUGCUCGUAAAUUCAUCUGGGAAAACCAUAAAUUUAAUCUGAGUGGUACUUCUGGGCAAUAUGUCCCCUAUUCUACAACUCGUAAGAAGAUACAGGAGUGGAUCCCACCUGCAACAGCUAGCAAAUAAAUGCAAAGGUCUGAUUUACCUAGAAUUAGACCCUUAAUGUAAAUUGUAUAUUAAUUGAAUUAAAAUAAAAUGGAAAAACCUC